UGAAUCAGUGCCUUGUUUGUAGAAAGUUCAUUCGUGGAUGUGUACUCCACCUCCUCAGCUCAGCAGCAGAGACACUGGUGUCAAACCUCCAAAGACACAGGGCUGGUGUUGAGAUUACUGGGAGCCAUGGAGCCUUUGGUCUUGGUGGUUUGGGGGUUGCUGCUGUCUUCCCAGCAGGCACACAGCAUUAGAGAUGGCAGCUCAAACUGCAAGCCGGUCACAGCCAGCUUUUGUCAGGGUGUGGGAUACGCCACUACCCUCCAUCCGAGCGGAGUUCAAGGUUUCAACCUGAAGCAGAUUGGUCAGAUUGUGGAGACGGCCUGCUCACCUGAAGUGGCCACACUCAUGUGUCGGGUUGUCGUGCCAGAAUGCAGCUCGGAGGAUGAGAGCCGGGUGAAGCCAUGCAGAUCUCUCUGUGAAAAGGUCAAGACAGAUUGCGAGUCCGUGCUCAGAGCGAAGAGGCUGCUCUGGCCAGUGAGGCUCCAGUGUGGAGCUUUACCCGAGUCUAACUGUGUUCAGGGUCAGGUCAUCGCUGUGUCUCCAGCCUCCACUGCAACAUGUCAGGCAAUCACCAUCCCUGUCUGCAAAGACCUGCCUUACAAUGAAACUGUGCUGCCCAAUAUGCUAGGCCAUAAUACUCAGGACGAUGCAGGCCUGGAAAUACAUCAGUUUUAUCCACUUAUUGAAGAGGAGUGCUCCCCUCAUCUGAAGCCUUUCUUGUGCUCCGUCUACACUCCUGAGUGUGUGUCUGGAAAACCCCGUCCCCCCUGCAGGACACUCUGUGAGCAGGCACGGUCCAGCUGUGAGCCACUGAUGAGCAAGUUUGGCUUCUCCUGGCCUGAAGCACUGAAGUGUGAAGCACUUGGCACAGAAUCAUGUGAGCCCGGUCAAGACAUCAGUGUUAUUCAAACAUCAUAUACAGCAUGUCAGACAAUCACCGUCCCUCUCUGCAAAGACCUGCCUUACAAUGAAACUGUGCUGCCCAAUAUGCUAGGCCAUAAUACUCAGGACGAUGCAGGCCUGGAAAUACAUCAGUUUUAUCCACUUAUUGAAGAGGAGUGCUCCCCUCAUCUGAAGCCUUUCUUGUGCUCCGUCUACACUCCUGAGUGUGUGUCUGGAAAACCCCGUCCCCCCUGCAGGACACGCUGUGAGCAGGCACGGUUCAGCUGUGAGCCACUGAUGAGCAGAUUUGGUUUCUCCUGGCCUGAAGCACUGAAGUGUGACGCAUUUACCACAGAAUCAUGUGAACACAUGCUGAAUGCUGAAGCUGUUCUGGCUAAACUGAAUGCUGGUGGUUAUUCUGUUCAUGGCAAAUCCCUGAGUUUGAAGACUGCCUGCCUGCUGUUGACUCUCAUGGAUGCUGACAAGACUGGAGACCUUGGUGUAGUGGAGUUCUUCAAACUGGAGCAUUAUGUGGCUAUUGUCAGGAGGGAGUAUUUGGAGAGCUACGAGAGCAGGACUCCACCUUCUGUCACUCAAACCCAAAUGAAAAAGGCUCUGUCUGCCCGUGAGUUCAAUUUAGAGGAUGAAACCUUCACGACUCUGUGGCAUGAAUACCGUUCCCAAGGAGGGAUCGACUACGAUGAGUACGUGGCAGUCCUGGCAAGGCUUCAGAUCCUCAAAGGUAGAUAUCAACAGGCACAUUCAUGAAGUCAGCCAUAAUCUGAGGAUCAAACUGGGGCAGAGCUGAAAGGACCAAAGAAGAAAUGUUUAUUGAAAUCUGUUACAUAGCAGUUUAGUAGCACAGAGCCAGAGGACAAAUAAAUGAUUAUGAAUCUGUCACAUCUCCAUUAAUAAACCAUAAGCAUAAAUUUACUGCCACGUAUUAUCAAAAACCUAAGAAAUUUGACUCCAGCCCAAAGGCCCCCAAAGUGCACAACAUUAAAAAAAAGAAUAAAUGCAGAAUAUAUACAAGUUUAAAAAGCACAAGUUAAAGAGCAAAACAUAGACUAACUGUUCAUGAGUCUAAUGACCCAGGGGAAGAAACUGUCCUUAUGUCUGUUUGUUUUGGUGUGCAGUGACCUGUAGCACCAACUAGAGGGGAGG
This is a messenger RNA of Monopterus albus (swamp eel), 2046 nucleotides long. RefSeq lists its product as uncharacterized. The coding region runs from base 127 to 1650 and encodes 507 amino acids. Gene Ontology annotation, cellular component: plasma membrane. Gene Ontology annotation, biological process: canonical Wnt signaling pathway; non-canonical Wnt signaling pathway. Gene Ontology annotation, molecular function: Wnt receptor activity; Wnt-protein binding. The record is from RefSeq and is a predicted model, not a curated record. Lineage: Eukaryota; Metazoa; Chordata; Actinopteri; Synbranchiformes; Synbranchidae. The transcript is spliced from 8 exons.